AUGACCAUCUCUGUAAACCCAACGCCCUCGCUCUGGGCCAUCGCGUUAUCCUCUCUCUCGGAGAAGGACCGGCGGGUUCUAAAGAUCCCCAAUACAUCAUCACCGGCUACCAAGCAAAUCUUGACCGAAAUACUGGCAGCUCUCGAAACCCAACGCGACCGGUGUAAAAGAGACAAAUGGACCACUAUCAGCAUCGGGGGCAGAGAGCUCGUCAUUCGCGAUGUAUGCGCUAAAAUUGCUGCCCACGUCAAGAAAUUUAUGCAGGUGGUGGACGCGGCUGUCCAACUUGAUCCUGUCCACGCUGCACUGCCAUGGGCGGGUGUGUGCUUCCUGCUGCAGUUGACAUUCACGGCAUUCGAGACCUUUGGCGCCAUCGUCGAGGGCCUCGAAAAAGCAACCCGACUGAUAGCCCGAUGCGGGAUUAUUGAGGCCCUGGUCAUCCGGCAUAGUAGUGGAACGACUGGUGCGAAAAUGGGGUUAGAAGAGGAGCUGGUGAAGCUGUAUUCGGCGGUCCUGGGAUUCCUUUGCAAGGCUAAGAAACAUUAUGAUGGGUCUCGCAUGAGUGGGUGUAAUCAUUCCUCACUCCAAGAAUCGGUCAAAGAAAUGGAGGCUGCGGAGCAGAAGGUACUAGUUAUGAAGGGUCUAGUUGACAGCGAACGGAUCCAAAAGAUCGAUCAUAGCAUUUCGACAAUGCUCUUUGCUGUGACCUCUGUCGCAAACGGUGUCGACAAUAUGCAGACACGACUGGAUGAAGCACUGACUGAUCUCGAUAAACCUAUAGUUAGGUUUGCGGAUGAGAUGUCCGAUCUGCAUAUUGCGCUCAAAGGUACCAUGGCUACGAAACCAUAUGAUUUACCGGAACUGACGCCAAGCAGAAAACGAGAGGAGCGAGCUCCUACAGUGGCUUUCUACUGUCUCCGUACAACAACACUACAGGGAAACAUUGGCAUCUGUUCUCCCGGGUUCCGGGGAGUGGCUUUUAAAGCAGCCAUGCUUCGUGAAUUGGAAGGAUUCGAGUAG
Molecule: messenger RNA, 1020 nt
Organism: Aspergillus eucalypticola CBS 122712
Lineage: Eukaryota; Fungi; Ascomycota; Eurotiomycetes; Eurotiales; Aspergillaceae
Exons: 3
Coding region: 1-1020 (339 amino acids)
Source: RefSeq, a predicted model, not a curated record